AUCUCCAUCGAAACUGCACCAUGGCCAACACUCUUCCUGAUCUCCCUUAUUCUUAUGAUGCUCUCGAGCCCUUCAUUUCUCGUCAAAUCAUGGAGCUUCACCACAAGAAGCACCAUCAGACCUAUGUCAAUGCGCUGAACGCAGCUGAGGCUGCCUACUCAAAGGCAUCGUCCGCCAAGGAGCGCAUUGCACUUCAGGCUGCCCUCAAGUUCAACGGUGGUGGACAUAUCAACCACUCUCUCUUCUGGAAGAACCUCGCUCCCGCCCACUCUGAGGGCAAAGGAAACGGAGGUGUCCUGCAUGGUGGAUCUCUCAAGGAUGCUAUCGAGGGCACCUUUGGCAGUGUUGACGCCUUCAAAAAGCAAUUCAACGCUACGACCGCUGGUAUCCAGGGAUCCGGCUGGGGAUGGCUCGGACUUAACCCCAUCACCAAGCGUCUUGAAAUUGUCACCACCGCUAACCAAGACCCUCUGUUGACUCAUGUUCCCAUCAUCGGUGUCGACAUCUGGGAGCACGCAUUCUAUCUCCAGUACCUCAACGUCAAGGCUGACUAUUUGAACGCUAUCUGGUCCGUUAUCAACUUUGAGGAAGCCCAAAAGCGCUACGAUGAAGGAAUCGCUGCCAAGCUCUAAGUCUGUUUUUAUGUGAGAAGAAAGAGAAAAGAAGACAGAAAUUGUAUUACUUUCGUGGGACUAACUGAUUAUCUUGUAUCAACGGUUGCUCAAAAUCGCAUGUUUUUCUUCCUCUCUUU
Molecule: messenger RNA, 751 nt
Organism: Guyanagaster necrorhizus
Lineage: Eukaryota; Fungi; Basidiomycota; Agaricomycetes; Agaricales; Physalacriaceae
Product: manganese and iron superoxide dismutase
Exons: 4
Coding region: 21-632 (203 amino acids)
Biological process (GO): superoxide metabolic process
Cellular component (GO): mitochondrion
Molecular function (GO): superoxide dismutase activity; manganese ion binding
Source: RefSeq, a predicted model, not a curated record